CUUAGUAGGAAAGUUUCCGCGGGCGUUUAAACGGGAACACUUCUCUUCGAAACCUAAAAAUUAAGUCCGAUGAUGAGCAAUCCAAAACCCUGCAAAAACCUCGAAGUCCAAUGAAGAUCAAGCGGGCGUUCAAAGCUGAAAAAGAGCAAAUAACAGGUAUGGACAGUGAAGCUACUUGAUAUUCGUAACGCAAGAUGUCUCAAAAACAAACCCUGACGAGUGCCUUUCACACAAUCCACAGAGUUUAUUCCUUCACAAGAAAAACAAAUUCAUCAUCGUACACGCAGAAAGUUUUUCUGUAUACUAUUCAAUUGCAAUGGAAGAAGGACAGAGGUUUGGAUGUCGCGGUAGAGAAGGAGAAGAAUUUAAGGGCUGUCAUUUCUGUGAAAGAUAUUAUAAAGAAGGAGCCAGAGGCUUGUUUGCCUAUCGAUGCUCUCUCAAGGAAGAAAAAGAAGCUGGGCAUUCGCAGUGGGGUUUCCAACUUCAUCAAAAAAUACCCUUCAAUAUUUGAGCUUUGCAAUGGGAACAAAUGUAAGUUGACAAAAGAGGUCCUAGAGUUGGAAGAGGAAGAAGCCCGAAUCCACCAGGAGCAAGAAUCAGACGCUGCAACUAGGUUGUGCAAGCUUCUGAUGAUGACCAGAGAAAAAAAGCUUCACUUAGAUCAUAUAAACCAGCUGAAAUGGGACAUGGGUUUGCCCCAGAAUUAUGUCAAGACGUUGGUACCCAAUUUUCCAGACUACUUUAGUGUAAUCAAUAUGCCUGAUAAUAGGCCUGGAUUGGAUCUUGUUUGCUGGAAUGAUACGUUGGCUGUCUCCGAGAUGGAGAGGAGGGCAGCUAACAAGGGAGAGUAUAAAAAGACGAUGCCUUUGGCUUUUCCUUUGAAUUAUUCUAAGGGGUAUGCUGUGAAACAGGGAUAUGUGAAAUGGGCAGAGGAGUGGCAGAGGUUGCCCUACAUAUCGCCCUACGAGCAUGCAUCUCAUAUAGAUCCAUUAAGUGAUUUAUCCGAGAGAAGGGUGGUUGGGGUGUUGCAUGAGCUCCUGAGUCUCAUGGUUAGCAAGAGAACGGUGAGGCGGUAUCUUAUUGACCUUCGGGAGCAGUUGGGACUACCCGAGAAGUUUGAAAAGUGUUUUGACCGUCAUCCUGGGAUCUUUUAUGUCAGUUUGAAAAAUGGUACUGUGACAGUGGUGCUCAGAGAGGCCUAUAAAAGAGAUAAGCUGAUUGAGGAGCAUCCUCUCAUGAAAUGUAGGGGGAAGUUCCUUCAUGUGAUGAAGAAGGGGUUCGGGGAUAAAAGGAAAUGUUCGAAGAAGGGGGUUAAUUCACAAGAGAAAGACUCUGUAGCUGGUGAAAAUCUCCAUGCUCUGGAAAAAAGUCACGAUGAUCAUGAGGGUAAUAGUGAGGAUGAAGAAUUACAGGAGGGCAAUAGUGAGGAUGAAGAAUCACAGGAGGAGGAGAGUUCUGAUGACAGAAAUUAUGCCAGGAAAGAUUUUGGUGUAAAUGACAAUGAUGAUGAUGAUGAUGAGGAGGAGGAAGUUACCACAGAUGAAGAGUCUUCAGAGGAUGAUAAAGACGUUUGUGAGAGAGAUUUUAGAACACAUGGAAAACAACGUGGUAGGCUCCAAUCAUCUGGUAAGCAAGCCUCCAACUUAAGUCCCUCUGACAGUCAGGGCAGUGACUCGAAACCAUUUCAAAGGCAAAGGACUAAUUUAAGAAAAUCUAUAUUGGAAGAGAAAAAUAAACGAACAUUAGGAAAGCAAGGCAAGAGCUUUGACACAUAUAUAAAGAAAGGCAGUGGCUAUCAGACGUUUGGAGAAGGAAGGAACUUUGAGACAUCAGGAAGGAUAGGAAGGAACUUUGAGAAAUCUGGAAGGCAAGGAAGGAACUUUGAGAAAUCUGGAAGGAACUUUGAGACAUCAGGAAGGCAAGGAAGGAACUUUGAGACAACAGGAAGGAACUUUGAGAAAUCUGGAAGGCAAGGAAGGAACUUUGAGACACCAGGAAGGAACUUUGAGACAUCAGGAAGGCAAGGAAGGAACUUUGAGAAAUCUGGAAGGCAAGGCAGGAGCUUUGAAACAUCUGGAAGGAAAGAAAGGAGCUCUGAGACAUCUGGAAGGCAAGACAGACAUUUUGAGACAUCUGGAAAGAAAGGUAGGAGCUUUGAUGUAUCUCACAGAAAGGAAGGCAAGAGUUUUGACACAUCUGAUAGAAAACAAGGUAGGAGUUCUGACACGUUUGAUACAAAGCAAGGCAGGAGUUCUGGCACAUCUGCAAGAAUGCAGGUCAGGAGCUUCGACACAUCUGGAAGAAGGGAAAAUAAUUUUAAAACAUCUGAACGCCAACGCGGUACAUCUCAACUGUCUAGAAAACAAGGCAAUAAGUUUGAAUUUUCUAGAAGCAGGGACAGUAAGUCCAGAACAUCUGGAAGCCAAGGAAGUAACUUUGAAGUACCUCAAAGUCGAGGAACUCGGAACCCAUCUCAAAAGCAGUCUGGUAACCCCAGGGUCACCUAGCAACUUUUGAGUGAGCAGUGGUAAUAAUACAUGCAUGAUUCCUAUACCUUCCAGGGGUUGAUAUUUUUUUAAAACUAAAUUGAGAUCUUUAUCGACUUUUUUUGAUGGUGUGUCUUUAUUGCUUCAAAAUUCAAUGCGCUUUAUCAAAUAACAAUUACAGAGGCCUUAGAAUGUUAAUUAA
Molecule: messenger RNA, 2688 nt
Organism: Cryptomeria japonica (Japanese cedar)
Lineage: Eukaryota; Viridiplantae; Streptophyta; Pinopsida; Cupressales; Cupressaceae
Product: protein WHAT'S THIS FACTOR 1, chloroplastic
Exons: 2
Coding region: 195-2507 (770 amino acids)
Molecular function (GO): RNA binding
Source: RefSeq, a predicted model, not a curated record